Physella acuta is the source of this 310-nucleotide messenger RNA. RefSeq lists its product as uncharacterized. Lineage: Eukaryota; Metazoa; Mollusca; Gastropoda; Physidae. The record is from RefSeq and is a predicted model, not a curated record.
AUAGUACUCUCUAAAGCUCUGGGCGUGAGAGGAGUUGUGAAAAAGUCACGUCUGCUGAUUAUGCUGGGCCAGACCAGGAUCCAUCUUGAUGACGUGGAGGGGCUCGGGCACUUCAUGGAAUUAGAAGUAGUUCUUGGUGAUGAUCAGACAGUGGAGUACGGCCAACAGAUAGCCAGUGACAUUAUGAACAAACUAGAGAUUAGUGAAAACGACUUGUUACAUUCGGCCUACAUGGAUAUGCUUCUAAGCAAAUAGUAUGAGGAUGUUUUGCCUCAUGUGUUUAUCUCAUCUAAUUAUGUGUUUAUCUCAU